Messenger RNA from Manihot esculenta (cassava), 1525 nucleotides. RefSeq lists its product as uncharacterized. Gene Ontology annotation, cellular component: cytoplasm. Lineage: Eukaryota; Viridiplantae; Streptophyta; Magnoliopsida; Malpighiales; Euphorbiaceae. The transcript has 10 exons. The record is from RefSeq and is a predicted model, not a curated record. Gene Ontology annotation, molecular function: oxidoreductase activity. The coding region runs from base 86 to 1171 and encodes 361 amino acids.
AUUAUGUGAGGCAAGAAUUAGACCUCGGCCCUUAGUUAGAAGCGGACGAGAACUAGAGGAGCGACUUCGUAUCCCAGCGCCGACGAUGCUCGUUUCUGAUUGGUCGGCUCCGGUGGCCCAUGGUCGCUUCGUUGCACUACCCAGCAGAAUAACCGCUUCCCCAACGUUGCAUUCCGCCGCCGCUUAUUCUUCUCCCACUUUUCGUCCUCUCAGAUACGCGGUGCUCGGCGCUGGUUUUGCUGGGCUCUCCGUGGUUUGGCAUCUUUUGAAGCACAGUCCUAAGGGGUCGAAUCUGAGAAUUGACAUUUUUGACGAAGUGGGAAUUGGAGGAGGUGCCUCUGGAGUUUCUGGGGGUCUCCUUCACCCUUAUUCUCCUAAAGUUAAGCUUCUUUGGAGAGGUGCUGAGUGUUGGAAAGAAUGUUUGAUGCUUUUAAGUAUUGCAGAAAUGUCUGCUCUUUCCAAGGAAUCAAACUCUGAACUUGGAGGAUCUGGUCAAUGUUUUGACAGCUUUAUAGUUAGGAGAAGAGGCAUUUUGAGACCAGCAACAAGCAUGAAGAAUUUGAGUGUGCUGCUUGAUAAUGCUCAGAAUUGCGAUGCCAGUUGCAGAAUAGAGAUUAUUGAUAAGGAAACUGCCCAAGAACUUGUACCUAAUAUAUGUCUACCUUUCAACUCAGCCUUUUAUAUGCCUCAAGCUGUAAAUGUCCAUCCUCUGCAAUAUCUUCAGGCACUAUUUUUAGCAUGCAAAAAUCUAGUGAAAGAAUUAUCCGAUUCUAGCCAUGGACUUAAGGAGCUAUACUUGCAUAAGAAAUCUGUUCAAAAACUUGUUGAAUUAGAAGGGGACUAUGAUGCGGUGAUAAUAUGUCUUGGUGCCAAAGCAGACAUGCUACCAGAGCUCUCUGGGAGGCUUCCUUUGAGGACAUGUAGAGGUGUCAUUGCCCACCUGCAUCUGCCUGGUAAUAGUAGAUUGGAGUCUUCAGGUUCCAGUGUCUGGAAUUGCUUUGGCCUUCACCACAAGUCCAUCAUAAGGAAUAGAAGGAAGGGAAGAGUAUCCAGACCAUGCCCCAUCAAUAUUGUCAGAUGCAUGGUUUGCUGUCCAGGGAACCCGCAGUUUACAUAUGGGUUCAACAUGGGAAUGGAAAUCAAGAAACUCUUCUCCAGAUGUCUCAGUUGAUGAAGCUUCCAAAGCUCUUGAUGAGCUUCUACCCAAGGUUUCGGCAUUUUACCCAGGAAUAAAGGACUGGACUUUUACUGGAGCAAAGGCAGGUUUGAGGGCAAUGCCCCCACUAACUCCCCAAGGAUCACUUCCUCUUUUGGGCUGUGUUAAUGAUUUUGUUGGUGACAAUUGUACAUGUAAAUUCUGGUUCUUUGGUGGAUUGGGUUCACGAGGUUUGUUGUACCAUGCUUGGCUUGGGAAUUUGAUGGCACAAGCUGUGCUUUCCUGUAACGAAGAAUUAAUCCCUGCUGAGCUGACCUCUUGGAAGAAUAUAAAUCGGUAGUUGAAUGAGAUAUAUUUUUCCCUUAUUUC